Messenger RNA from Osmia lignaria (orchard mason bee), 4827 nucleotides. RefSeq names its product ubiquitin-conjugating enzyme E2 Q2. NCBI's taxonomy places the organism in Eukaryota, Metazoa, Arthropoda, Insecta, Hymenoptera, Megachilidae. The record is from RefSeq and is a predicted model, not a curated record.
UUGUACGAGGCUGGCCGAAGCAGUCAGUCGCGGUCGCCAUUUUGUCGGGUAGUCAUCGGGUACGUCGUGUUUCUUUUCGGGUUGCUGUACAAAUUUUCGGACAGGCAUCUCCGAAAAAUUUGGGGUCCGGCAAUUUCGUUCGUUCCCCCAAAUGGCUUGUUUGAACACCCUCAAGCAGGAGAUCAAAACUCUUGAGUCCGUCUUCCCAAAGAGCCAUGAGAGAUUUCAGAUAAUGUCUGCGAGUGUGGACGAACUGAGCUGCAGGUUCGUCGGUAAAAAUGGGAAGAAAUACGAAAUACACGCCAAUAUUACAGUAAGUGUAACAAGCAUGGAUGAAAUUUCGAACAGAGAAACCUAUCCUUCAACACCACCAGUAUGGUUUGCAGAGUCAGAGGAAACAAGUGUGACGAAUGCUGUACAAAUUUUAAGUACUACCACUGGCAGAGACAACCACGUCAUUAAUCAAGUUGGGAUUCUCUUAAAAGAAUUAUGUAGACUUCACUCAUUACCAGAACCCCCUGAUGUUGAAAGGUUGAGGACAGCUUUGGAUCCAUUGCGCUUAGGAGGACCAAAUGAAGCUGCAGCACAAAGGAUGGAAGCUGAGGAUGCUGAAGACAUUGAUGAAGAUGAAGAAAGUGAUACAGAGGAAGACCUCCAUUUAGAUAUGGAUGAGGGUGAUGCUAAUGCUAAGAGUAAGGGUGAGGAAAUAGAAUUGGAACAUCUUGCGACAUUAGAAAGGUUGAGACAAAAUCAAAGACAAGAUUAUUUAAAGGGAUCUGUCUGUGGAAGCGUGCAAGCCACAGACAGACUUAUGAAAGAAUUGCGCGACAUUUAUCGAAGUGACAGUUUCAAAAAAGGAAUGUACAGCAUAGAAUUAGUAAAUGACAGUUUGUAUGAAUGGAACGUCAGGCUGAUGUGUGUUGAUCCUGAUUCACCUUUACACAGUGAUCUCAUACUUCUGAAAGAAAAAGAAGGCAAAGACAGUAUUCUUCUUAACAUGCUUUUUAAGGAAACGUAUCCUUUUGAACCCCCAUUUGUUAGAGUUGUGCAUCCCAUGAUCUCUGGCGGAUAUGUCCUUAUAGGAGGCGCUAUUUGUAUGGAACUCUUAACGAAACAAGGUUGGAGUUCAGCCUACACAGUUGAAGCAGUCAUCAUGCAGAUUUCAGCAACAUUAGUGAAGGGAAAAGCGCGCAUACAAUUUCAGGGACCGGGUAGUGCUAGCAAAGUAUGUGGACAAGGCCAAUACAGCCUAGCACGUGCACAACAGUCAUUCAAGUCUCUUGUACAAAUACAUGAAAAAAAUGGUUGGUUUACCCCUCCAAAAGAGGAUGGCUAAUGAAUAGAAAUCCCUGGGAGACAAAAGUUUGGGGCGUGCUUACAGCUGAGACUUUAAUUCGGUGUGUGCCCAACAAAUAAUUGUUACGAUAAUGAUUUGAUACACAAAACACAACAUUAACUAGGUAACUUAAGAUACUGAAUUAAUCUAACGCGUAAUUCCUUUGAUGGCUGAGAAAGGCUGCCGCGCAAACAGUGAAGUGUUUGAUUCUGUAUGCAUAUAGAUUUUUAGUAAUUAGUGAUUAGAAAACGCCAAUCGCAUUUGUGAAUGUGAGGUAUAAUCAUUUUUAUCUGGAAUUGAUUCUUACGUUUCGGAAUUACUAAGAAUCGUAAUUAUUCCAAAUAACAAUUAAUAUUAGUUCUUUUUCUUGUGAGUACACAUUGUUGUACGUACGUACGAAACAGUGUAAAACAUUCUGUGAAAUGCGUUUGCGCAAUCCGUGCUUCCUGUCUUUCGAACAGGGAGGGGAGGAACACGACGGUUAGCAACUUAGAUAGUUAUAUAUAUUGAAAAUUUUUCUAAAUGUUUUUUUUUAUCAUUGUGAGCUUUCAUUCGUUCCAUUCUAUCUUAUAUUUUAAUUCUUUCAUUCAUUGUGCAAUUUCAUAAAUAAGUUGUUUGGGUAUAUACAUUUGUUAAAGAAGAAAAAUGAAAAAAAAUAAGGAAGUAAGCAGUAUCUAAUUAAAUGCGAUGUUUCUGGGGGUAAUGUUAGCUUUGCCAUUACCUUUCAAUUUUUUUUUUUUGUAUUUAUUCAUUGACGAGCAUAAUUGGAACGAUGCGAACGAGCACACAACUAAAUCAUUACCUGCAGAAAAGUACCUUCAAGUAAGACACAUUUUUCAAUAAAAUUAAUAUUGCAGUAGCGUAUAAUGAGGCUUUAGAAGAUAUAGGAUUAAUUAUAAGCAUUCUAUUUUAAAUUUCUCUUUGCCACACAGGAUACUGUGUUAACUAUUAUUAAAAUAACGAAUGUACAUAUUUCCCAAUGCUUUACGUUGUAAUUAUUAUUCAUUUAACUUCCAAUUAAAACUCAACCGAUAAUGCAUUUACUUAACAAAUUUUUAUAAUUCACGUUUCAAUUUUUCAUCUAAUUAUGGAUAAAGAAAUCGCAUAGCAAUACUAGUUAGUAUAUAUUUCCUUAAUAAAAUAAUUAAGGGUUGUAUAGAUGUACAUAUACACGUUCGUAUGCGAGUUCUUAUAAAUUGGUUUUCUUUGGAAAUAAUUAUUUUGUUUCCUUUUGAAAAUUAAGAUUUGGUUGUGUGACUCGUUUAAUACGAACAACUUUUUUGUUACAUCGUCUAAUAAGCGAUUGAUGUCCUUGAAAUUCACACGAAAAUUAGCUCUGUAUUUUGGACGUACGUUCAUGCGAACUUUUAGUGACACCUACUCUACUAAUAUGUUAUACAGGGUGUUUUAAAAAUAUUGUGCAAUCCAAAAACUUCAUAUUAAAGUAAAUGGAAAAUCUGCAGAUUUCAGGACCGUAUAAUGUUUUUCAAUUAUUCUGUAUAUCGUAACAUCAAUUUUUAAUUGAAACUCUAUUUACGUGACGUAUCAAACGUGAAAGUAAGAAAAAUUUAUUUGUGCCACAGUAGCGUUUUACACUGGCCAGUCAAAAAAAAAAAUAAAGCAUAAUAAUAAAAAUGUAUUCAGUAUCGAACACGGUAGGAUUUCCUAGGUAACACGACGGUAUAGGGAAAGGAGGACCCAUUUAAUUACCAGGCAUUAUGAAGGUUUCAAAGUUUCAAUACUCGAAUUUUCAAAUUUCAGAUUCUACAUUUCUAAAUUCAAAAUUUUAAUAACUAACUAAAUAUUAACACGUUGUGACUGGAGAUCAUAGAUUUACCCUCUCUGAUAAUGAGAUGAACCGUAUGUAUAUCCUCCCUUACACUAAUUUCCCAAUCUCAGGAAUCGACUGAUUAGGUUAAAUAAAAUUUUCUCUACUAGACGUUUACACGCUAUUGAUGCAGCUUUAUCGCUAUUUUCCUUAAGGAAGUUUACCGUGUUCGAUACUAUACAUUAAAGGCACCGUUAAGAUCGCCAGACGAAUAAUCGUUUUCGAAAACUUAUAUACGUAUGUAUUAUUGCACAUGUAUUUUGACAAAUUUACGAGACUAUGCUAUUCUCUUGCGUCUUUAUUCGCCAAAACAUUGUCUGAUACAAACCUAUCUUAGUUUUCCAUUCUGUACAUUCAUGGACUUCCGUGGUUUCUUUUCUUUCAUCUCUAGGCGAUAGUAACGUUCACGAGGGCGAAAAAAAACAACUUAUUGCGCAUACGUUUAUUAACAAACGAAUUUCUACAUUGCUUUCGUAUACCGGCGAUACGUACCUACGUGGUCUUGAUUCCACUCCCAGAACGUCUAACGCGACAUGUUUCGUACAUACAUACAUGCACAUGCAGCAUACACCUCAUAUAUACACACACAUACAGUUAUGUGCAAUUUAGGCAUCUCUUAAACAAAAGAAAGUGCAGGAUAAGAAGUGUUCCGCUUCUUCUCCUUCGUACGCUCACUUUUAACAAAGAGAAGUUUAUUUUGCAUCCAAGUGUAUGUACAUGCAUGCAUACUAUGCAUGCACACACAUGCUCCGAUUCGUGUAUAUAAAAUAUACAUAUUCCGUUCCUUGUAUUUCAUCUUCGUACACGAACUUUCACGGAUCGAAAACUAAACUUUCGCACCCUUAUCUGAAGAGAACAUGUUUGCGCAACUGUACAGGAGAUAUCUAAAGAGAGAAACAUGAUUUGUAAACGUAUAUCCAGGAAACAACGAUAAGUACGAAGAUGAAGACGCGAUACAUAUGUUAUUUUGGCGAUAAUACGUGCACCGCCUUGUAUGGUAAUUUUUUCUAGGAAAAAAAGUGGUGUUAUGGGAAGGAGAUUAGCUACUCGUUAUGUCUGAUAAUUUUGGAACUCCCAAACGUGACCUCGUGUCAUGAGUAGUGACGUCUGCUCUCUCUAUGUCGCUGAUUUUCCUAAGGAAGGUUAUACUUGACAUUGUACAAUCUAUUCGUAAACAUAACGAAUUGGAUCAAUCGAGCGGAGUAGUAUGGGUCAGCAGUUUCUUUUUUCCUGGUGUAAUUAAACAAGGAAGAAAUUCGUGCGAGCAGUAUCGUAAUGAAACUCUAGAUUUUUAAGUAUAAGGUGUGUACAAUCAAUGAGCUCAUUGUCAGUGGGUAUCAAUGAUUUGUACAGCCUCCACGCCUGACUGACAUUGAGUACUGGUUGUUUGACGUCGUUAACCGUUAUGUUCUUUGUCAAAAGAAAAGAAGAAAAAAAAGAAAAAAAAAGAAAAAAAAGAUCUUUCAUUUCUCGUGUCUGUUAAGUUUUUUCUUUCUUUCAUUGGAGAAUUUUGCGAAGCGUAAUAUUGUAAGCAGCCACGUGGCCUGUAUAUUUUUGCUACAAAUAUCAUUAGUAGUACCACCGUUUUGAAAAAUUCAAGCUUUAUUGUGUUUUACUCUUAUUAUUAUCUUAUGUUUCCUCUUUUUUUUUUUUUUUUUUAAAU